AUGAUGUUAACAUCUCUUGCAUCGAAGGGUAAAUGUGAAGAGUAUAUGUUUGUGGUCACGUUAGAGCACGUUUUAGGUUUGAGACCAACCAUUUCAUUCUACCUAGAUUCUCAAAGGGAUGGAAUUUGGAAAGCUUACAUAUCUAAAGGACCUUUUCAACCACAAUUCUCGAAAUGUACUUCUGUAAAACAGCUACUUACUCUAAUCAAUCAACAUCCUACAGAUUAUCAAUGCAUUUAUCUUGAUUGUGCACUAAAAAAUGCUACGAUGACAUCUCCAAACAUUCAUAAGUACAUAUUAAGGGCCAUGAUUUCAUGUGUCCUAGAACAUAUUGUGAAGCAGAUCGGUGACAACUUUUUUUGUUUACUGAUUGAUGAUGCUCAAGAUGAAUCAACAAGGGAGCAAAUGUCUUUGAUUCUGAGGUCUGACAGAUUUUUGGAUAUGAUCCAUGUUGCUGAUACACGUUCAGAUCUUAGAACACAAUGUUAUAGCCGACACGGUCUUUUGUUAUCCCGUGUACGAGGACAAGUAUAUGAUGAAGCAUCAAAUAUGUGUGAGAAUAUUAACGGAUUGAAGACUAUCAUCCGAAGAGAAGUACCUUCAGUAUAUUAUGUUCAUUGUUUUGCACACCGACUUCAAUUUGCUUUGAUGUCAAUAGUUAAAAAUCACAUCAAAAUUUGCCGAUUCUUUGUUGAAUUGUCAUCAAUAUGUGUCACGAUAUGUGCUUCUUGUAAACGUGCGGAUUACUUUGACUUUGUUCUAAUGUUACACAUUAUGAAGUCGGUUUUAAGCAAGUCUGUAAUUCUUUCUAAAGCUUUAGAGCAUAAGAACCAAGACAUCCUCAACUUCAUAGACCUUGUUAUUGUUAGAAAGUAUGAAUUGCAAGAAAUGAGUUCAAAAGAAGGAUGGAAGACAAUAUAUGAAGCGAUUCAAUCUUUUUGUUUCACAAUAAACAACGUUGAAGCUUAUAUGGAAUCAAGUUAUUUGCUUAUGGUACGUCUUUGUCGCAAUGCUGACUAUAUAACCUACAAUCAUUAUUAUCGUGUGGAAAUCUUCUUCAACGUCGUAGAUUCACAGUUAAAGGAGCUUAUGACUUCACAAAAUGGGGAUGGGUACCUUGCUCAUGCUAUCAGUUUGUUUGUUGAAACAAAGUUAGCACAAGGAAUCACCACCGACAAUAUUAUCAAUAAAUUUCAUGUGCUGAGCACACGAGGUUUGCAGAUGGAUUAA
Molecule: messenger RNA, 1230 nt
Organism: Marchantia polymorpha subsp. ruderalis
Lineage: Eukaryota; Viridiplantae; Streptophyta; Marchantiopsida; Marchantiales; Marchantiaceae
Source: the annotation of a GenBank genome assembly